GAAUUUUCUUAGCUCAUGUUUGGCAUUUUUGCAGUGGUUGAUAGUGGUGAUAAUUGGAGCAUGGGACAAAGACAGCUCCUUUGUUUGGGACGGGUGAUGUUGAAGCAUAGCCGGAUUUUGUUCAUGGACGAGGCAACUGCUUCAGUAGACUCACAAACCGACAAUGUUAUUCAAAAGAUCAUCCGGGAAGACUUCUCGGAAUGUACGAUUAUCAGCAUUGCUCACAGAAUACCCACAGUCAUGGACUGUGACAGAGUUUUGGUUAUAGAUGCAGGACUGGCUAAGGAAUUCGACUCACCAACCCGUUUACUUGAACGCCAGUCGCUCUUCGCAGCAUUGGUUCAAGAGUAUGCCAACCGUUCAUCAGGUCUAUAGAAUGUUGCUCCUACCAUUGCUUUUAGGGCCUCAGCAUGCCUAUGCAGAAUGCCAUCGGAGGUGAUUGGUGUUUGAUUCGGUGACUGGAAUGAAGAUUUCACAAGAUAUCCAUUCUUUUUCAGAGUUAAAUGUCCAUAAAUCGCAAAAUUUGAUUCUCUCACAUGUUGGUCUCGAAAGAGAGGUUUGCAGGUGGGCAAUUAUACCAUUUUUAAGAUCUAAGAACAUGAUUUUGUCAUUAUUCUACUUCACUUGAUUACUUUGGAGCAACCUUGUCAAAGAACUGAUAUCGUUAUGCGUAUCUUAGUGCUUGGCUCGA
Molecule: messenger RNA, 691 nt
Organism: Magnolia sinica
Lineage: Eukaryota; Viridiplantae; Streptophyta; Magnoliopsida; Magnoliales; Magnoliaceae
Product: ABC transporter C family member 14-like
Exons: 2
Coding region: 16-375 (119 amino acids)
Biological process (GO): transmembrane transport
Cellular component (GO): plant-type vacuole; vacuolar membrane
Molecular function (GO): ATPase-coupled transmembrane transporter activity
Source: RefSeq, a predicted model, not a curated record